AUGGUAGUGGUGGACGCCUAUUCCAAAUGGCUGGAGGUGGCCCUGAUGCCCUCCACCACUACCGAGGCCGUCAUCCGGGUGCUGCAAGGCCUCUUUGCGACGCAUGGGUGUCUUGAUGUCCUUGUCUCCGACAACAGACCACAGUUCACAUCAGGCACUUUUGAGCGGUAUCUUUUGGGACUGGGCAUUCGCCAUGCCCUAACGGCACCAUUUCAUCCAUCCAGCAACGGGCAAGCGGAGAGAAUGGUGCGCUCAGCAAAAGAGGCACUGGCGCGCCUGGACUGGGGAGACUGGCACGAGCGGGUCGCCGAAUACUUGUCCGUGCAACACAUCACCCCUCAUGCGGCCACAGGGCGGAGUCCUGCUGAACUGCUUAUGGGCCGCCGCCUCAGGUCCCCGCUCGACCGGCUGCACCCGGACUUUGCCGUGGCCGAACCCCCAGGCUGUGCCAACGCGCCACGGUCAUUUGUUCCAGGAAACCAGGUCUUUGCCCGGAACUAUGUGGGGGACAUUCCUUGGGUGCCAGCCACAGUAGUGGGAGUCACUGGACCUCGCUCGUACCAGGUGGCACUCGAAGACGGACGCUUGUGGCGCCGGCACAUAGACCAGCUUAGGCGCAGGGUUGGGGACUUGGACACUACCGUGGUGCCCCCAACUGCGCUCGUGGCUCCAGAACAGACACUUACAGAUGGUGAGGCUCCACAUACACCUCUCUCGCAAACUGCCGACGUGGAGCCGAACCAAGCUGCUUCAGAGGGUCUGCCAGACUUACCACAGACUCAGACCACUGCCAUGCUUGACAUUCCGCCAACUCCACUUGUGGAGGUUCCACCCACAGCAGCGAAUCCAGGGGACUUGGUUUCAACGCCACCUAGGGUUGCACCACAGCCUCAGCAGGAAUUGUGUGGCCCCCCGGACUUGGCUACCAGUCCCUGGCGGUCUGGCAGAGUUUCCAAGCGCCCAAUUUUUUUAAAGGACUAUGUUGUUGGACAUGUAUCACUGUUGGUCUAAGUAUGUGAAAUAUAACUGAUAUGCUUUUGUGCCUAACUGAACCAUUACGUGUAGUGCUGUAUAUAAGGAAACCAUUACGAUUGUAACUAACGCCUUAUCUCGGUGGGGAGGGGUGUUAUGUACUGAUGUUCUCACCCUGGGCCAGCAGGGGGAUACUGUAGAUAGUUAUGCAAAUGAAGGAUCGAAAGUGACGUUCAGUGAUUGGAUAGUUUGUAUGCAAAUGAAGGAUCGAAAAGUGACGUUCUGUGAUUGGAUAGUUUUAGAAAGUUGCAACAGUUACAAUUGUUCUGGAGCUCUAUAUAAGCAGGCUGACUGAGCUCCUCAGUUAGUUCUGUUCUGGCAUCUGAAUAAAGAAGAGCUAUUUGAAGAAUUGCUGUGUCGUCUGAUAUGUUCACCCACAACUUAACAGAUAGGAAAGCAUUGACCAAAGUAUUGGUAGCUAGCCAUGACUCUUAGACUAGGGGAGGAAUGGGAAAGCUGUGGCCAGAUGUUGUUGGGCUAUAACUCCCAUUAUCCCCGAUUAUCAGCCAUGCUUUAUUCCCUAACAAGUACAUUUAAGGUUGCAGCUCACAAUGUGUCAUCUUAAAUGCAUUUUAACUGGUGAAAGUUCUACUGAAAUUAGUGGGACUUCCUUAUAAAUGCACUUAGGAUUCUUCAGCCAAUUCUGAACGGUACAGCCAUGUGCUCAGUUUAAUACAUGCUCCUCAUGAAAUAGCUUUUUAUAACAAAUAUAAAUAUCACUCUGUCUGGCUGAGGUAAAGCAUGCUGGUUUCUAAUUUCUUUGAGACAUCUAUCAAUAGCUACGUCUGCCUGCAAAAUAUAGCUUAAUUUUUCAUUCUGUUUUUAGACGGAAAUAUGCACAGCCUUAAUCUUAAACCUUUGCACGCUGAGCACCAGAUGAAAAUAAAUUGCGAGCUGGAAAAUGGAACUAAAACAAAGGCAAUUGAAAAUGACUUUGAGAGAAAAAUAAACUCAUUUUUCCUAAAAGAAGGAUUUUAAAACAUAGUAUUGAAACACUUGCUCUGAAUUAAUCCCGCUGAAGUAUAUGUAAAAGUUUGGAGGCUGAGGGUUACAAACACAGUUGUACCUCAGAAGUCCUGCAGCCAAUCGGAAGCCGCGUCGGAUGUUUGGGUUCCAAAGAACGUUUGCCAACUGGAACACUCACUUCCGGGUUUGCAGCGUUCAGGAGCCAAAACGUUUGAAUUGGAAGGCGUUCGGGAUCCAAAGUACAACUGUAUAGGAAAGAACCCUCACAUUCCAGAGUUACACUGCGUUCUUCUAAGUGCAUAGCACUAUUUGUACGUUGUUUACAUGGCUGAUGGCUGUAUACAUUACACACAUUUAAAGCAAACACCUCAUGAAUCUUGGGAACUGUAGUUUCAGGGUGCUGAUGACCCUGUGAGGGGUAAACGACAGUUCUUGGCAUUCUUUUUCAGGGUAACAUGUUUAAAAAUAUGGUGUAUGCACAUAUAAUGUGUGAUGUAUACACAUUUGGUGUAUACACACAACAGCUCACAUGGUUUUUAAAGCUUGGCAACUCCAGGUAAAUUGGUUUGGCAGUAUGUUUACAUGAAGAACUUCCCAAUGCUUUAAAAGCUAUCCAAGUCCACAAGCGGAAGGAAAAAUAAAAUUAUUGAUUGCAAGGCUUACCUAGAAUAAAUAAAGUUAGACAGUUUCUGGUCUUUUGAGAGUUGGCUUGUGAAUGUUUUCACACAAGACUGGAUUGUUAGAAGUAUCUCUCUAACAAGACUGGGGCACUAGUUCCUCCUAAAUCCACUUACACAUACAGACCAGUCUUCCAGAGUCAGAGAGAAAACACGGAUGUGCCAAGAAAGCAUUAUCCUACAAAUUAAAUAUUACUAGAUAUUCAAAUAAGCAAGUCAAACUGAAAAUCAUUCAGGGUUACCUGCCAGUGUGACGUGGAGUAAGAAAAAGUAUUAGCUCUAAAUAUGAUAGUCAGAAGCUCCCAUUUCAGUGUAUAUUAUUUUGGCUUUCUUUCUUUUUUUAACCUACCCGACUUUGAUUUGAAUGGCCCUCAAACACAACUUUUAAAGCAAAAAUAUAUCAGGUUUGCUCCUAACUGCAUUUGUGAUGGGAAAAGUACAUUCUUCAUGUCAAUGCAUCAUAGAGGAAGAUGAUUGUGUGGAACAAAAACAGCAGUUAAACAGACAAAGGCACCCUUCCAAUCCUUGUCUAUUUGAAAAACGGAAGGAUUGAUUAGUCUAUUUUAGUUCCCAUUACUUGUGCUCUUUGCAUUUCUGACUGCCUGAUAUUAUAUUCGUAGCUGGCCAUGUCUGCAUUGGUUGCAUAUCGUACAAGCAAAUUGGCUCCAGACAAUCUCACAAGAGCUAGACACCCCAUAUAAAAGGUAAAGGUAAAGGGAACCGCCGACCGUCUGAUCGCCUAGUCCUAAGCUCUGUGGUUUAACCCACAGCGCCACCCGCAGGCAAUGCUUGAAGCACAACAGCAAGCCAUCCCACUUUUUUACAGAUGGAGCCUACUUCUUUUUAUGCUCAAUCUAUCCAAACCAACCCACUUCCUUCCCUUUUCCCUCCCACAUUCAAAACAUCCAGCCUCAUUCCACUUCCUUUCCUUUCUUUUUUAAACUUCCUUCUCCCCUCUCCACCAACUAAGAUGCUGGAAAUACGGGGGGUGGGGGGAAUUUGCAUACAUAUUCUCAAGCAAGGUUUACCAUUGAGCCUCGAUUUUUCUCUUCACAGUAAUGGGCUUGCAGCCCAAGCUGCGCUCCCCUAGAACCUGGUAGAGCGCACCCAUUUUCUAUCACCCUCCUCCGCGUUUGGGGCCCUGAGACACACAAUCUGCUCAUGGUGAUACAUGAGCUCAUGGUGAUACUUUUGCUUCCACAUCUGCUGUCAGAUCCCCUAGACAUACAAGGUCAAAGGGCACAUUCUGGAUCUUCACAUGUCAAGACAAUAAGAAUCAAUUUUAAUUUUCAAAAGACAGAGCUAUCGCUGAAGAAGAUCACUAAAUGCUACUAAUUUCUUUAGACCCCAGGGGUCUUGGAAGGUAAUCUCAUUAAGGUGAAAUACUGCCUAAGUGCAGCUGUGGGACUCAGCCUUAACCUUCAAUUCACAUUGCAUUGCCUACUAGCAUUGUUGGAUUAAAUACUGCUUUAUCUGACUCAUGGAUUAAUACUGAUCUCAGAACUAUCAUAAAAUAUAAGGUAAGGAUGGCCUCGUGAGAAGGUGUACUGUACUGCCACCACCCUUCCCGCUCUCUGUCCCAUCUGCUCAACAUGACAAGUUCUCAAUGCAUGUUUCAGAAGGAAAAUAAUCACUUGCAUUAUUCUUCCCACCUUUAUUCUAUAUUGGAAAAGGAUGCCUGAGAAUCUGCCCUUGAGGACGUAUGUAGAAGUUGGAAAAUAAGGACAAUUAGGCUGUGCUACACACACCCAUUUACUUUGCAGCCUCUCCUCAUAUGAAUUGACUCAGAAACUGUGGCCAUCAUCUGAAGCCCUUCUUUGUGUGCCUCUUCCACAAGAAGUCUGGAGGGUGGAAACACAAGAACGGGUCUUUUCUGUGGUGGCUCCCCACUUGUGGAAUGCUCUCCCAAGGGAGGCUCACCCGGCAGCUUCGUUACAUAUAUUUAGGUAGGGUUGCCAUAUUUUGAAGAGUAAAAAUAGAGGGACAUCUUUACUGACUUCUACUUUUCACUCUGGGUUGCUAUGGUGACUCUCAUUUUACAUACCCAUGAAAAAGAGGACAUAUGGCAACCCUAAUUUUAAGCGCCAGGCAAAAACAUUCUUCUUCUCCUAGGCCUUUGGCUAAUUAAACAAUCUAGGGCCUUUUAAACUGGGAGGGGGAGAGAGGGAAUAUUUGUUUGUUACUAUGGUAUGCAUUUUUGUGUUCUUGUGGUCUUUGGAUGAGGGGUGGUAUAGAAAUUUAAUAAAUAAAUAAUAUUUUUUUAAAAAAUAAAAUCAAUGUUAACCACAACCCAUAGCUAUCCUGUAUCUACCCUGUAGUUUAUUUUGAAAUGCUGACCGUGCACACAUUACUGGCUAAAAACACAGAAGUCAGUAUGGUUGUAUUUCUAAGUCGCCUGAUGUUUGCCUGUUAUGUAUUGAAGUUCUCACCCUAGCCACCACUGUAUGUAGUUUUCACUCAGGUCCAGGUAAGUUAAUUUAGGCGGGAAACCCUGGGCUGCUGUUGUUACAAUGUUGACAGCCGGCUGCCUAUAAAAGCAGGCCGGCUGAGCUGUUUGCUGUUCAGUUCAGUCCCAGCUUACUUAUAAAGAACUACUUGGAGAAAUCUCUGUCGUCUGCUAUGUCCACCCACUACAGUGGUACCUCGGGUUACAUACGCUUCGGGUUACAUACGCUUCAGGUUACAGAUUCCGCUAACCCAGAAAUAGUACCUCGGGUUAAGAACUUUGCUUCAGGAUGAGAACAGAAAUCGUGCUCCGGCGGCAUGGCGGCAGUGGGAGGCCCCAUUAGCUAAAGUGGUGCUUCAGGUUAAGAACAGUUUCAAGUUAAGAACAGACCUCCGGAACGAAUUAAGUACUUAACCCAAGGUACCACUGUACUUAAUACUGCCCACACCAGUGGGUGGAGAGUGGGAAUGGAUGUCCUUAUAUGGCUGAAGUUUUCAAAUCAGAUCAAAGCUGGUUUGGGGAAAAAUUCAUCAGAACACAGUGUUUUCCAAUAAACUAUAGGACAGAUGUGGAUUGCAGCGAACUGUGUGUACAGAGCUUCAUAAUCUAAUGUUAGGAGUAUGGAUGCAUUCUCUACCCCCAACCAAAUUGUGAAAUAAAGGGCUAGCUGCAUUUUAAGCUAGUAUUGCAUACACAGCCUUACAGCAGCUAAACCUGAGUAACUGUAGGUGUAGUCAGAAAAAGUUAUUGAUGUCAAAUAUUUGUCAGUGCUUCAGUUCAAAUUUACACCUCUGUUGCUGUUAUUUCUCCAGACUAGAAGUGAAAAUCAUUGUUAAAUCCAGCUAGCUUGAGAUGUAUGAAACAUCCACUAUAUCUUCUCAAGCAAUGUUCACCUUUUGUUUUCUCCAUUAACAUUUCAGAUUAUAAUCUUUUUCCUUUUUUGCACAUUCACCAAGCAGCAGAGGUGGUGGCUCAAAUCCUCUGAUCUUAUCCUUGAAUAAAUAUAAAUCUCAGAUAGCCAAAAGCUGGAGAUAAACCACACAAAUUAUAUGGCAUACUACCUCUGAAGCAUCUGGAAUUGGCUGUAUAUUUUAAAAAUUGAAAAAUGCCCAUUGGUCAUUGCAAGUGUAUUGCUCAUAGCUUGAAAAAUGAAGGAAACAGCUUUUUAAUUGUAUUUUUUAAAAACCACAACAACACAUGAAUAUCCCAAGUUAUUCUCUGUUGUAAGUAAACCCCUGUAUGAUUUACUCCCAAACUGACAACAUUACUUCUCCCUCUGAAUAUAAUACUAGGGUGGUCAUUUAUGUCUAAGGGGGGAAAAUGACAGAGAUUUGAAUACAAUUAGCAUAUACUAGAGAGAUAGAUAGACUGUUCAGUUUGUUGUCUAGGUGCCCGCUGUUGAUGGACAACUAGAAUGGCCCUGUUCUCCUUUCUUCUGAUGAAUUUAAACCAGACUUGGGUCAGACAGUCCUUCAGUAACAACCCUGUCUUCUGCAAACUAGUGCAAAUGGCUACUUUAUUCUCAAUCCUAAACUCUCACUUCCUUGCAUUUUAAAAAAAGUGUAAUGAUAGCUCAGUCGGUAAAGCAUCAGACUCUUAAUCUGUGUCUUGAACCCCUGGCCUACCUGGCAGCAAGUCAAAAUGUUGCAUCCGAAGUCCAAAAUCCGGGGGUCAUGCAGCCACACAAGUCAAGUCCAAAGUCAAGGAAACGUAGUCCAGGUCCAAGUAGCCAAGUGUGAAGUUCCACAAUCAGCAUACAGUUCAGAGUCAAACCCAAAGCAGAACCCCAGAGAAAUCCAGGACCAUCCAAGCCAAAGUGCCUCAACAUGGGCAGCUGAGCAGACACAGCACCUCAGCUCUGCUGCCCUCUUUGCAUGCUGAUUGCAGCAUCACAGCAUCUGGGCUUGAUGAGGCAGGUGACCCUCACCUGUUCUGAGCCUAUCACACACUUCCUCCCAGAGUUAGCGAGCCCCACCUGGCCAACUAGGGAGCUGGGCUGUGGGCUACUGCCUACCUCAGCCUCCUACAGCGCCACUCCUGCUGCUCCCAACGCCUCAGAGCCCACUGUGUUCAUGAUGGGUCCUGCUGCUCCGGUUCCUGUGCAUUGACAGCCAUCCCCUUGCCAUCCUACAUCACCUUGUGAGUACAGUCCUUCCUUCCCUAUCCCCUGCUUGCUCUGGUUUGUCCCAGUCCCAGCCUCGCCCCUCGCCAGGAUAUUCUUCCUCCUCCUCACCAUCGUCCUGCCAGUUCAUGACAAUCUGAGGGUUGUAGGUUCAGGAGCCUCAGGUUUUACUAUCUUUGGUUUCUGUUUUAUUAAGCUUUACUAAUCAGAAAUUUUAAGUUAUACCUUUUGUCGCUGGCCAAUAUCUGUGCUCUUUGAUUCCUGCUGCUUGCAUAGCAAUCUAACCUCACAUGUUAAAUUUGCAAGAACACCAGCAACACCUAAGUCUAGGAAAUAGUACCUUUGUUGCAUAACUGGGCCAACCAAUGCUGUAUAUCUUGUGAAACUAUAUUGGGUGGAUUGACUCAGGAGCACAUUUCCAGAAGAGAAAAGAAAAUGUAUUUCUAGCCAUAAAUAGUUUAUUGCUGAGAAACAAGUUGGGAAGGAUGAAUUUCCCCCUUCUAGGGCAUCUUGCUCUUAGCACCGGAGUAGCAUUGCAUUGCUGGUUUCAGUAUAAGGAGAAAGAUUGAUGAGUGGGACUUGGUGUGUCUGGGAACCUGAUCUUGCAUUAAUGAGAGCACUGCUAUACGACUGCCAAGUGUCUCCUGUCCAGGAGCAGACAGAAGGCCAAAGAGCAAAACAGAGGGCAUACCUAACAGUCUCAUUUGCAUUGCUGGAACAACACAAGCCCAAGCAAGGCCAUGUCUUGUCAGAUUCUCAGUGUAAGUGUGUGAACCGUGUGUUGUUGGGUGCAAACAGUGCUUGUUUUCAUAUUCUAAUUUAUUUAAGUGUGUACUAUUCCCUAGUAAUAAGACAGAUUUUUUUUUAAAGUGCUUUCUCUGUGUUUGAACCGUAUCACAAGACAACCCAAAAGCAGCAGCAGCUGAAAUAAUCACUGAUUUAGAAAUGGCAAGAGGCAACUAUCUCAAGAUGUUUCCCACUUGUCAUAUGUUUGGCAAUGAUAGCUUGGGUCCAUGUUCCAGUCUGUUAAAGCCUAGAGGCUACUUGAAAGGGUAGAUAGAAUAGAGGGCAUCCAAAGAUGCUUGAAAAAUGUGUGGGCCAUUUUAUAGGACCCCACCUCCACCCCCUGACAGUUUGGUACUCGCCACUGAAAAGAUGUGUGGUAGCUCUCUUCUCCCCUCUGCUCAUGGAGAAAGGACAUAGCUGGGCAAAUAUCUGGAUAUUUCCUCAACAUUGAGAAGACUGUCUUGCAAUGACUUCUGGAAUUCCAGUUCUGCACAUGGAAAGGGAGUUCAGAUGGCCCAUUGCUCACCACAAUGGCAGCUGCAUGUGCUGGCUCUAAGCUUCCUAGUCAUAACAUGCCUGUGUUGGGGCCCAAAGAUGUGCUGGGCUAAUACACCAUGGCAUUAAGCUUUUGCACCAACCACUUUUCUAGUACGUGGCACAAUACUUAUGAAAUGACAACAUUGUGACCUACAUGGGUCAUGCAAUUCUAUGAAAGCUUCCUUGAAAUUGAUGGUGCUACUUUACCUACCAUGUAUUAACAACGCUUGUUGUUUCACAGGCUUCUUUGGGCAUCCUACUAUAUUCUGGGAUAUUUUUAUGAACAAGCAGUUUAUACAUUUUCAUAUAUAUAAAAUAAAUAAGAAUAGUCAUAUACUUAAUUGGUCAUAACCACAGUAGAAGCAUAUUCCUAGUGUAGGGUCAGCAUCCAUUGUAGUUUUAUUCUGCAGCAUUCAUUAGUGAAUGGCUGUGUGGAAACUACACCUUUAAAGCACAUUCAAAACCCAUUUCCUCCCUCAAAGAAUUCUGGACAUUGUAGUUUGUUAAGGGUUGCUGGAAUGCUGCAUUCAGAUUGGUUAUAAUGCUAGAGCUUCUGUCUUGAUUUUUCAUGUUCCUUUUACACUGCAGUACCUGUUGAGUUACGGAACUGUGGUUUUCUGAGUGAUUUUCCAUGUCAGACUAAGUUUUAAAUAGCAGGAAAGAAUGCAACGUUAGGAUACUUCCCCAACUUUCAUCAUGUGAUAUUGCACUGCAAAACUUCAUGGAUUUUCCAAGUUAACAAGCUUGCAAAUGGAUGAAACAAAUAACACAGAAAAAAGUGUCAAACUUCCACUAGAUUCCCAGAAGUGGCAUUUAGAUCCUGGAAAGAUUACAUUAAACCUGGAAAUUAUCAGUUAAGGAUAAUUUCAGGAUAAUGGAGUAAGUGUGGACUGAACGCAGUCAGGGUUACAAUUAGCAGAAACCCUUAACAAACAACAGUGCCCAAAAUUAUUUGAGGGAAAUAAUGUGCUUUUAGCAUGUGCAAACCCACAGCUUGACAACAAUGUACUUAGAGCACCGUCCUGUGUAUGUCUACUCAGAAGCCAAUCCUGAUACAUUCAAUAGGACACACUCCAAAGUAUAAUGUGUACAGGACUGCAACCUGACUCAGUUUUUUAAAAAACCAAAUCUUGAAAAAAGUACAUUGUGUUCUGUACAUAUCCCAUUAUUCCUGCACAAUGCCACACACACACACACACACACAGAGAGAGAGAGAGAGAGAGAGAGAGAUCAUCACAACAACCCUGUGAAGUACUUUUGGCUGCAAAAAGGACACUGGACGUAGUCACCCAAUGAGCUUCAUGGCUGAGCAGGGACUCCUGCCUAUUGGAAACAUAUCCAUGUAUAAAGGUGAGGUUUGAAAUUUUCUCAGACAUAUUUUAUCCUCUCCAAAUAUUUACAUACACAGAUAUCAAGUUUCCCUGCUCUGGCCGGAUUAUGAGCUUUGAAACUGGUAGUGACACGGUUAAGGCACUAUUGUUCUACGAAGUGCUUAUCCGUGAGCAUAUUGUUUCAGAUGGAAUAUAUAUAUAACAUGAGAAAAAUCUUGUUUGCUGAAGUCUUCUGUAACUUCAAAAUUUGCAUACUUAGAUGCCAAAAGAUGUUUGUCCCAUAAAAGAUAUUAACUGGUUUAAUUUCCACUGUUGCUGGCAAGAAGCCAGUUCACACACUCUAUGAAAAGGUGUGUGAAAAUCCCAAAGGAGGUGGACCUAGAUAUGGGCACUGUUCAUGCUCAAAAGCAUUCUCGUUACAUUUAUUACACCUUCCGAGAAUGAACCCCAGUACUGUAUUCCAAACAAUUGACUUCUGGAUCACAAUAGAGCUCUGUUUGCUGCAAUUAAGGUCUGCAGUCACGGUCACCGUUUGAAGUAUUCCAAACCUUUGCAUGCAAAUUACAGCCUUUGGAUAGAAAUUAUCUCCAGAAUGCACUUUGAAAACGAGCAGGAAGAAAGAGCAGCAAUGCGGUUCAAACCCCCUUGGGCGCAAAAACCACUGGAUGACCUUGGCUCGGUCACCGUCUCUCAGCCUGCCCUACAUCGCAAGGUUGUUGUUGGAACAGGGCUAAAAAUGCGAGAAAUGAAGAGGCGGCCCUGAAGUCCUUGGGGUGAAGAAGGGCGGGCUAGAAAUGCUAGAGAGAAAAGGAGAGGUCAGAAGGAACGAUCUGCGAAGCCCGCCCCGCCCCAAUAACUCUGCCCUAACUACCUUUGCUCUCACGGCUUUUCGCGGGGCUCACUUCGAAAUAAGCACACGUAAGCCCAACGGCCACGAAGGAGAUGCGUGCACACAUAUAGGACACUCGAAUGCUUCCUUUUAACACGAUCACGAGAGGUGGCUGUCUGUGCGCGCCAGCCGAAGCAGCGCAGAGGAGGGGGCAGCGUCUCUCUCUCUCUUUUGCAACGCCAGAGCAUUGUGGGCAGAUUUUCCCCUGCAGCGAGCAAGGAGGCUCAUAAACUCUGCAAAGAAGCCCCGCUUGCUUCUCCAGCACCUCGCCGGACUCCAGAGAGCGCUGUGCAGCCGGCCCAGGGAGGGGAGCUGCAGGAGCAUCAACCGCCCCAACCCCGGCCGGCGCAGGAGGGCAAAGGAGCCCCGGGCGGACACCUCCUCGGCGCGGCCGGGGGGCUCACUCCGGCCAGCUGCAGUCCCAGCCACGGGGCCCAGGUAAAGGAAACUUGCCUCCUUCUUUGUGCGCCUUCGCUUCCGCGCCGGCAGAGCUCAAGGUCUGGGCUGCCGCUGCUGCUGCUGCUGUUGCCGCCUCCCCAUUGCAAAGGACCAAUGGGACUUUUAAAAAACAUUUUGCUCCCGGGGCUCGAUCGCCAAGAGAUCCGGAUCUUCCGAUCUUAGAACAGGCUGACCAGAAAUAAGGAUGGGGGAGAGAGAGCAAGAGGCUCAAAGGGGGUGUGGGUGCGGCGAAGAAAUUUGGGGGAGAGUCGAUGGUGGCGGGACUGAAGCUGCGCAGCGCGAGAAGGCAGCUUCGAGUCGGUUUAUCCGGAGAAAUGCGAACUGAGGCUCUAUUAUAUUAUUAUUAUUAUUAUUAUUAUUAUUAUUAUUAUUAUCAUGAUGAAUGAUGAUGAUAAGGACUCUUUUUCCUUGGGCAGUUUGCUGCUUCCCAAAGUGCUCGCUCGCUGGCAUGGAGCGGCUGCCCCCUACAGGAUCAUGCUCAAAGGGAAGACAUGUAAUCUGUCCCUGCCGUGUUGAAAACCAAGGACAGGAAAAGCCCGGCGCUUUAAGAGAAGCGCCGCUCAGCGCCACUGAUGGGUCCUCCUUGUCACUUGCUGAGUUCAGCAGAUCUCCCGUUGUCGGUGCCUUUCUUUUUUACCUUGCUCAGCUCGUUUGUCUGCUGGUGCGAUUCGGGUUCUCCUCCCGAUCGGUUUAAACAGGGUAGGGACUCAGACCUCAGAGGCAUGAAAGGAGAAACAUAGAAAGAGUGCUCCUGAGCAAGCACAGAGUGCUUUCUCCCUCAGCAAGUCACCCCACCCAUUUAACUUCUGUGUCUUUAAAGUGUCUGGUUGUGGGGAGAGGUACAGGUUCUGUUGUAUUUAGAAUACCAGUGAUUUUGUGUUGGGAAGGCUCCAGAAGAGUAUCUGAUUUAAAUAAUUUCUAGAGUCGGGGCUACAUCGCAUGUCCUAAUUUUUGACAUAGAAUCAUAGACAUGUCAGAAACAACCUCACAGUCCCCUUCCCUUGAUGUAAUUGCUGUUUUAUUUGAAUUGAAAGCACAGGUAUUGUGUGAUUGGACUCGUUUGUGGAUAGCAAACUCUUACAACUAUUGAUGGUCAGACACGCCUCCUCAGUUCAUCCCUCCUGAUAGCAUCCUGGCAUUUAUUUAUGUUAACGUAUAGGUUACCUGUUCCAGGGGCAGAGAGUGACUUACAUACCUGAUACUUCAUACAAAGAACAGACAGGUGCCAAGGGAUUCACAAUUCCCUUCCGGUUCUCUUUUUAACUCCUUUGUCCAAAACCAAGGGGUUUCUUUUCCCAGCCUAAUGUAUUCUGCAGAUGUGCAGAGGGAUGGCAAGUUUCCUCUUAGUAUUACGGCUGUUUCGCGGAAGCCUGAUUCCUCUUCUACUAAUUUAUUUAUUGUUGAAAGAAGAGAUGUGCGCUCCUGCACUGGUGGGGCAAGGGAAGCACACACUUCCUUUUAAAGAAUGAAAUACGGAAGGAAAACAAAAAAAGAUGUUCUUAAAUAGCUAGCUAUUGCUUCAGGAGAAGGAAAAGCUUCCUUGAGUUUCCAGAUUUUUUAAAGCAAGGGCGGCUACACUCAGGCCUGAGGGCUGAAUAUGGUCCUGCAAUCCGCUCUGUCCAGCUUGAGGGCCUGUUUCGAGAUAAAAGUAGAUGGAACACUGGAUGUGACUCUUAUCUUUCUGCCAUAGGCUGCAUUCCAGCCAUGCGAAAUUCAGGUAUUUCUAUACUCGCACCCGUAUACACGUAUCUCCCAAGCAAUAGGCAUAUGUGCAGUUCAGGGACGCAUCCCAGCCAGGCAAAAGCACUCAAAGAGGGUUUAUUGUAGAGCUGGUAAGCACCUGGCCUGUGGAGAAUAUAUGAGGCCUGACAGGAGGCCUGGGAAGAUUCCUGAGGGCUACAGCGCUAGGUCUGAUGAGCCACAUUGGCCUCUAGGCAUAAGGUUCACCACCCUUGAUUUAGGGCUGUUGUUCCAAACUGUCCAGGCUCCCACUAGUCAACGCAGGACUUGGGACUCUUGGCUUGGUUACUACUAAGGGUGUUGUUCCAAAGAUGGUCGCGCUGCACAGUCCAAACAUAGAUCAGGUUACCAGCAGUGUUUUGAAACUCCCAUUGUUUAGGAGCAUUUUGCGACAGGGAAUUUCAUUAACGUGAGCAGUUUCUGAGCUCUGGGUGCAGUACUGCGCUUAAGAUUUCAGAAUAAAACUGCAGAGUGGAAGGAAAGGAGGACCUUUUUCUGCCUCCCCGCUUCCAGCUACUCUCUGAAGACUGGAGAAGAGACCCUCCUAAGAAUAUUAGAGGGGUGAGCAGGGGAAGGACUAGACCAUGUGAAAAAUGAACAUAAUAUUUUAGUUGCAGUUCAUUUUCAGCUUUGUAUUCUUGUUAUAUAAAAAAGUGUGCCUAGACAUUCCGUUGUUGCGCCCAUAACCCAGGUUUAAGGUGCCAUUUAGCUCCUAGCUUUCAUAGCUCAGUUUCUAAAACUGAUUACAAGGUGUGCAAAUCAGCCGCUUAAAUCAGAGUUCUAAAUUACAAAGAUUGGCAUAAAUUACGAAGACACCAUCCCAGCACUUGGCAUGCCCCCUGAGCUCUGCUUUUGGAGAGUGGGGUAGGCACAGCCAUUUAUGUGUUUACAUACUGAGGCAUGGGAUCGGGCCAGCAAGCGGGCACUUCUGUUAGGAGGCUGGGUCCACUUGCGCUGGUGCAACCCGUGAUGCAUCCUUGAAGAUGGCAACAGUUGACGGCUCACUAUCCGCUCUAGGCUCAGGUGCUCCCCUGAGGGUGGGAAGCAGUUCACUGGCUGCAAGUGGAGCUGAGGCCUAGUUAGGCAGCUCUCCCUCGACGCUUGGGGGUGUGCUUUCUCCGAACAAGUGCCUCUCCACGAUCUGGGUCAGCACCUCCCAGACCACUGGGUCCCUCCUCAGAAUCAGGUUCCACUCUUCCCAUUCCUUCUCUGAAGUCAAGAAGUCUCCACAGGACUCAAAACGGCUUCAUAAAAAUAUAGUUGGCAAAUAAUCUGUAGUCCGAAACCUAAAUGCAUGCUUAUGAAUAGAGAGUACUCGUCUCGCUGCCUUUCAUUGCUAUAUUGCAGCAUUUAGAAGUGGAAUGACUGUACCAUUCCCCCCUCCUUGCUCUUGUUUGUGAGAGAAGUAGCUUGGUUAGAUUGCAUAGAGACUUGUUUGUACAAGUGAGCCCGGGUGGGUGUGAACAAACGGAGGGGAGCAGAACUGAAGCACACGAAGUCCGAAUUGGGUCACUACAUUCUGUAGAGUUCAGAGUUGAGAAAUUCAGAUUCCUAUGAAAGGUUUACCUCCCACACUCUUGGGCCUAUGAGAGCCUGUUCAGCCAAAAUAUUUAGGUGCGGUUAUCUGCCAAAUGAGGAAAUAAACAAUUUACUUCAAAGCAUUGUGUAGGACCAACAUAAUUCUGGGGAAUUAAGAAAUUUCUCAGAAUUAAGAGAUUAAGAGUAUUCUUACAAAUCAACAUUUUCUUCUUUUUCACUGCCUUUGUUUUCAUAUUCUCCCUGGUACAAUGUUCCCCCUGAUACAAUUCUAGGAGCUCAUGGUGGCGUACCUGGUUCUCCCCCUCUUCAAUUAACUCCCCACAACAACCCUGUGAAGUAGGUCAGCUGAGAGGCAAUGACUGGCCCAAGGUCAUCCAAUGAGCUUCAUGGCUGAGUGGGGAUUUGAACCCUGGUCUCCCAGGUCCUUGUCCGACACUUUAACCACUACACCACACAGGCUCUGUCAUGUGUCAUAUAACAUUACUGUAAACACAUCAGAACAAAUGUUCAGUGAGGACGGUCAUUAGGAAGUGGCCUUUGCUGAUAUUUGGUGCAGGCUGGGUUUUGUCUUUUAACUUUUAUCUCUUGGUGAUGUCUGUUUGACACCAUUUUGGUUACAAGACAAGGAAAUGUCGGCUGGUGAGUCGAAUACCGAUAAAGAAUAAGCAAAGCGCAGCUUCCUUAAGUGGCAGUCUCCACUUGGCAGAGCAGGAUAUAUGUGGCUCCCAUCCCAAACCAAUUGGGCCAUUAAUCAUCAUGAAACAUGUAGGGCGAGCUAAAGACGAGGCACUUAAUUCUGGUCACAAAUUAGUCUAAAACCUGUGUGAUAGCACCGGCUCAAAUGGAGGCACCUUAGCAUUUAAAUGCUGAUAGCAAAAACAGGUGUUAGAUUCUCAAAACCUCUUCGCAGAGGUUAUAAAAAAUGCCCAUGUUAAAUCAAACACUCAUUUCAGUUUUUAAUAGCUUCACAGGUCCAGGCUGAACUGUCUGUGGAGACUUUUUGGGGUCACAAGUGACUCCUUAAAAAACAAACACACACGGUUAAGGUUUGCAGGCCUGUUUCCCCACCCCCUCAACCUCCACUAUUCCGCAUGAUGAACAUGCCUUUCUGCUUUUGUCUUGUUCCAUGAUCACAAUAUGAAAAUUAUGAAGAGAAGUCAUACCCACCAAACCACUAAUUUUCAUAGAAAGCAGGAGCCCACUUCUGAAAAAGUGUUCACAUACUGUACCUGAGGUUGAUGGGGGCAGAAAACUGUCUCACAGACAGAGGGUCAUUCCAGACAAGUGUCCCCCAACUUGGUGCCCACCAGAUAUUUGGGACUCCAGUCCCCCUCAGCCCAAGUCAACAGCCAGGAUUAUGGAAGCUGUAGCUAGAAACAUUAGGGGGUGGGGAGCCCAAGGUCACAGAAGGCUGUUCUACCUGUUGGUCUUAACUUUGCUGGAUUGCCAUAUGUAGGACAUAGAACAAUGUGCAUGAUGGACAGCAGAAUCUAAGUAUCAACCACACAAAAUAAGCUCAUUGGAAACCACUCAAUGUUGCAUAUUUAUUAUAGACAUUGUUCUCCAGUUGUCUGCAUAACAGAACUUCUGCUGUGCCACCAAUUCACAGUGUGAACAAAAUAGCAUUUUUGUCUAGCUUUGUAAAAACAUAAUUCUCCCAGCAUUUGGUGUGUUGGGAGGUGCUGACCUGCACUCAAGGCUACAUAUGACUAAAGGAUAAGCUAGUUUGGGAGAGGCAAGGUUGCCUUUGUCUGACGUCCAAGUUCUUAUCCCAGAGAAGUCAAUGCGAGCUUUGUCAUUGACUUCAGUGGGUUAAUGAUUUACUCUUUAGAAAAUGCCUUGCUUUUUCUCUUUGCCAGAACCUGUUAAAGGAUGCAACAUAAUGAAAUAUAGAAAUGAUUCUGCAAACUAUAUCCUAAUGGGAGAUAGGUCAGGGGUUUGUUUGUUUGUUUGUUUGUUUGUUUGUUUCUACAAAACAUUUAGCCACACUUCCCCCUCAGAAUUUUGGAGAGGGGCAUUAUAUGCCUGAGAAUCUGCUCAGAAGACAUUCAAUCAAAGUAGCCCUACGUCUAAGGAGAAAAUGGCAUUUUAAGUCAAAAAUGGAUGGCUGAGUAUAGUCAUUACUGCCAUCUUGUUAAAUGGCUAUUUAACUGCCUAUGAACUCAGUGGAGGUUUUGCCAAUUAUUUUGAAAGUAAUUGAGUUCGCAUUAAGGUAUUCCGAGUUAAUUACACAGCAGCCAGCUUUGUUUAUCCAAGUCUCAUAAGGUCCAUAGACAAACAACAACAACAAUGAUUUAGAAAUUUAAGGAGUGCCCUGUGAUAAAUAUAGCUUACCACCAGGGGCUGAUUUUUUUAAAUCACCGGCUUGUCAUGUUUAAUAGUGUAGUCGCUAGUCGCAACUGAGGAGUCUCAUGGUGCAGGUUGCACAUGCUGCAAAUGUGUGGGUUGAAUAGGAGUGUGGAAAGCCCUAUACGGCCUAGGACCCUCGUACCUAUGGGACCGCCUCUCCUGGUAUGUCCCACAGAGAAAUUUACGGUCUGCAAAUAAAAACAUCCUGAAGAUCCCAGGCCACAGAGAGGUUAGGCUGGCCUCAACUAGAGCCAAGGCUUUCUGGCCGCGGCUCCAAUCUGGUGGAACGCUCUGUCACAAGAGACUAGGGCCCUGCGGGACCUGACAUCUUUCCGCAGGGCCUGCAAGACAGAGCUGUUCCACCAGGCCUUUGGUCAGGGCGCAGCCUGACCCCCUCCUCUGGCAAUCUGCACAGAAUUUUGCUUAAUGGUUGCCAUCAAUUUGAUUUAAUUUGAUUUUAAUUAAUUUUAUAAUGAAUGUUUUUAGAAUGUUGGAUUAUUUUAAUUGUUGUUAGCCGCCCUGAGCCCAGCUUCAGCUGGGGAGGGCGGGAUAUAAAUAAAAUUAUUUAUUAUUAUUAUUAUUAUUAUUAUUAUUAUGGAAGUAAGCACACAGACAGUAGCCGAUCACAGCAACACCAAUUCCAUUCCUUCAAAAUCUCUUCUACUGUGUGCUUCCCAGUGCUUCUCACUAUCAGUGUCCCAUCUUGCACGUGGCUGUGACAGAUGUUUCAUGACUAAUUUCCAAACAAUUGAGUACUCCAAACGGUACAAGGAUUUGCCUUCUUAUAGCCAUGUGAAAGCAUCUUGCAGGAGCUGUCUAACAACUGUAAGGAGGUUUCUUUCUAAACCUUUACUUCUCUAGUAUAUCAGUAGGGGCCAUAGGAGGGAGGUUUCCCAAGUCACCUUUGCUCUAGAGUACAGCUCAGCUGUUGCGCUGAGUCCAAGGAACUUCAGAACAGUAUUAGUCAAGGAGAGUGAGCCUUCUAACACAGAACUUUGUAUGGAAUAAUUGCUCACAGAUUACCUGAUUUAUUUAAUUUUGUCUAAUCUCCUUAUAAUGGCAGAAACUAAAGGGCAUCUUUGCCCAAGGAAAUUUAUUUCAUGGGUUAAUAAAGCACGAAGUCCAUGCAGUGCAUGGAGUCUCCUGGGGGAGUCUCAAAUUCAGGAACCCUUCUAUGCCUCCAAGAGUUUGUUAGUCUAGAGUUUAACUGGAACAUUAGAGGUGGUGUAUUUAACCUUACGUGGCAGAAGAAAGGAAUAAUUUGUGGUGUAUGCUCUGUAUAAAAAAUACUCUCAAGUUGAAACACUGGUGAAAUUAUGAUGGGCAGAAGCUUUAACUAAUGUGCCUAAAGUCUCUGAAACGCUGUGUUUGUUUUGCAAUAUCAUAUGAGUGGUAUUCAAACUAACUUUUAUACAGAGUAGACCUAUUAAAAUUAAUGCCCCUAGCUUAGUCAUGCUCAUUUAAUUUGAGUGGGUCUGCUGUGAGUAAACCCUAGCUGAAUAACAGCGUAUGUGUUUUCAUAUUUAUGAAACUAAUCAAAAUUAUUAUGUGAACCGCCCUGAGAUCUUAUGAUGAAGUGCGGUAUAUACAUCUAAUAGAUAAAUAAAUUACCCCCUCCCAAAACCCCACCACCACCAAUGUCCCAUUGAACAGGUGAGUUUUAAUUUUGGGUAAGUAUAUAUAAGAUUGCUCAGUAAAUCUAUAAAUAAGUUUUUAAAAACCAAAUCCAUCUCUCAUGUUAGCUUAUUGUAGGGGUGGGGAACUUUAGGCCUGGGGGCCAAAUCCAGCCCUCCUGACUCUGCCCAGGCCGUCCCUCUGCCCCAGGCCAUAUCCCUCAUUGCUCCCGAUACAUGCCCUUAAUUGUGGGGUUGUUGUUUUUUUCCCCAAGGCUUGAAUAUAUCUUACCUGUAAUAAUGCCACAGGCACUGCCUUCCCUGCUUUUGACCACACCUACCACUAGGAUAUGCCCCUCAGAAGAUUGCCCAUCAGGGAAUGCAGACCUGCAGCUGGAAAAGUUCCCUAUCCCUAGCUUAAAGGGACAAAUAAAGCUUUCAUUACGCUGAUUGCAAAUUUUCAACACGAGAGAGACAGAUGAGCUCCUGUGGAGAAAAUGCCAAGCAACAGCUCAUAUCUCUUAGCAAAUACUUUAUUUUGAUGGGAGACAAGAUAGUAGCUAUCACAGCAUUCAAAAUCAGAAGUCAUUUAAAGAGAAAAAGAAAAAUAUGAUCUCUUUGCAAAUUUCAGUUGCGGGCUGACUGACCUCUACAUUGUUUGUACACUUCUUCACCUCUCAGGAUUUAAUUAAAACUUUCCUACAUGGAUAACAAGUUUAAGAAAAAGGACCAGCACUGUGAAGUUGAAUCCAAAUGCUCCAGAGGAGGUUGUUCUGCACCAAAGGAUUUGCUUCAUAUUCCUGAAUACCUGAUACUGCCUUUAGAAAACAGCUCUUAUAUUAUUAGUGAUCCUCCCAGCAAUGUCACGGUUCCACUUGACUGAAACAGAGAUCUGAUUUUAAAACCAAAGUAUGUGCAAAGUUCUGUCAAAACACCUGAGAGGUUUGAGUUUAUCAUUACAGCUGGUAGAUAUAUGCCUUUUGACAGUCAGAUCCUGGCAGGCAUAGGAUUGGCGUGUGUGUGUGUGUGUGUAAGUGUGUAAAGGCUUCCAACUGUUAAGAAGAUGAGAUAUCCCCUCACUCCAAUGCUGACGGCCUUCCUCUUUGAAAGGAUUGCAACAGCUGUCAGUCAGUCAAGCAGUUUUGCACGGCAGAGAUAAGAGACUGUUAUGUGUGUUUUGUCAUUGGUCUUAUACUUGUAAGCUGCUUACAAACCACCUUGGCAAUGAAGCAGUAUAUAAAUAAAAAGCUCCAGCCUCCAGUUCUGUAUCCUAAAGGCUUUGGAGAACCUUUCUCCGCCUGGCACCAGAACAGUAUUUGACCAGUAAAAUGCUGUUGUAUGAAAGGGGGUGGGCAGGACUUGAAAUGUAGGAUUCUAAAAUGGCAGAUGGUGCAGAGUGGCCCAGCUCUCUCCCACAUGCUUGGGAGGAAAUGAUGCUUUACUGCAGGUCUUGGUUUGAACAACAGCUGCUCAAAUGAGAGAGGAUGGUUGGGCUAACUGACAACACAUGGUUUCUGGAUGCAGUGGGAUAUCUAGGUCUUGCAAUGUGUUAUUUACUGAGAAUGUUGGCAUAGGUUCUCAAGCCUGAUGGGUGAGUGUGAGUGGCUUUAAUUUCCCAGACUUUUGUUCCCAGUCUUCAUGCAAACCCAGGAUUGUGAUGCGGCACUACAGAUCAUCCAAUGGAGACUUCAUGAUGACAUUCUUACAUUUUUAUUAUACAGAGAGAAAAAUAUUUUCCUUUAAAUGCUUUUGAAUGUCUAAAUCUUUUAUUUUGUUAUGUUUCUGCACAUAUUAUUGGAUAGCACAUAAAAGGGUGAUUAAUCAAAUGCCAAUGCAGAAUUUCAGCCUAUGUUGCUCCUCCAUCAUUCAGCCAAUGGAAACACAAAAGCAUCUCACACAGCUGUCUUCCCAUGUAGUGUACAGCAGCGUCCCUGGGAAAAAGUACUUGCUAUUUCCACAGGGCAUGGGAAAUUACUAUCUGAAUGCUGUCCUGUCAUUCCUCCCCCUCAAAAUUCUAGGUGCAUGUACACAUUACAGCGAAUAGUCUGGUAUUCUGUGAAUUUUCUAUAGCUGUGAAUAUGCAGCAUCUGUAGAGGUUUAUCAAGUAAACUUGUUAUUGUUGGCCAGUGCAGUCAGUUGAACCUACUCCUUUAAGGUAUUGGAACCAAAAAGCAUUCAGUUUUCUAUCCAGGCCCAUAUGUAAAUCAUAUAAUGGUAUAUUCUAAUAGUCAACCCUUUGCUGUAUAAUAAGUAGUUUAGUUGAGCAAAAUAUAGCAUGAUGAGAGUAAGGGAGGGAAUCAUUAAUUUUCCCCCAAAUGUUAAGGUCAAUAAAUGUGCAGGCGGGCAGAAGUAACACAAUGUCAUGUAGUUCAAGCUUUUAAUUGUAGUCACUGAAGUCAAUGUGCAUGGCUAGAGCCAGCAAUUUUAGAUUUCUGUAAAGCCUAAACUAGCUCUCAGCACUUUGCUUCUUUGCAUGAAAUCCCAUCUUAAGUCUUAGUGUGUGCAUUUUUCAUGCAUCCUGUCUCAUUUGAGUCCUUUCCUGCAUAACUAAUUCUUCUCCCUGUUCUUCACUUGACAGAUUGAAAACUCAUUAUGUACACAUCUGUAUAUCCAAACAGAUUUCAAAAGUAUGUACCGCAUAUAUUCCCCCAGAGUCUGCAUUUACAUUUGAUAGGUGGCUUUUGCUGACGAUUCUGCUUCACUGCUCUGUGUUCAUCUGGACCACCUACCCAGACGAGCUCUUUGGAGAGCCUUUAAACAGGAGAUGCUAGAUCACACAUGGAUAGCUGGCAAAGGAGGAUGAGGGUGUAAAUGCGAUUUCAUGACAGAAGGCAUGGUUAGCAUAAAGGAGACUAUGGGGUCCUUCCACUGCCAGCUCACUAGUUGAUGCCCACAAGGAAGGAGUUCUUAAUUAGCUCCUGUUGAGAUGCCGCAAUCCUGCUCCUGAAGGGAAUUUGUUGAUUCAGCAUCGUAAUCCUGCAUGGGAUGGGUGUACCUGACCCAGCCUAAAGCUCAGUCGGCCAUUUAGGUCAGAUUAGGAUUGCUGAGUUUAGUUUUAAACAUCAAGUGUUUUGGCAGCUGGCUUUCUAUUUGUGUGGGUUUGGUUUUUUUACUUCAGUAAUUUAUCUCGCAAAAUAGACAAUGAUGCACUCACACUUGGUGCUGUCUGUGUAUCUCCUUGCAGAAUUCACAGUAGGGAAAGAAGAUCAAGGAAUCAUGGAUGGACUAGGUGAGAGGUCAGAUUAAAGUGGGUAAGGGCUGAGGUAGCUGUGUUUCCAGGCGCCUAGGAUUUCUUUCUAGAGCCUGUCCAGCUAUAACAUUCCUCUUGUAGGAUCCCUGAACCUCAGCUCCUGUAGCCAGAUGGACUACAUUAAGCCAACAGUACAUUUUAAUACAUCUAGAAUUUCAAUCCAAAAUGACAAUGCCUUGAGAGAGCCAUUCCCCUUGUUGCUUUCAUUUGUACUACUACAAAGCAACUUUGAGGGCUCAAAUUUUAAUCGGAGCAGCGGCACCAAAGGAGGAGGUGCUUAAUCCUCCUCUUCCUGCCCCCACGACCUUUUCGUGAUCCAAAAGAGGUGUACUUUUAAAAUAAGUAGGACAUGACUGGAUAACCAAAUCGGAACGUUGUGGGUUCGGUUUCACCUCAAAAGCCUUUUGACAGAACUCUGGCACACCUCCUGUUGCAAUAUUCUCUCAGGUCACAAUCGAAGCAUUAUCUAGACCUUGGCGAGUUUUAUUAGCUAUUAUGAAAUCUUUCCCCUUCUAAUGAGAUCUCCCCCACCGACCCCAACAAUAAGCCUCAAAAACUGGCAGCUGACUUGAGUGUGCUUUGCAGCUUGGAAGCGGUGUGGUGACACUUUGACGUUGUUUGUUCAGUUUCCUCACACAAAGCACCAUUGCCAAUAGUCAGGUCUUUCGUCCAGCUUGGGUCUCAGAUAAGGCAUGUUCAUGUUUUCCUUCAUUUUGUUAAUCUAGCCUGUUUUGUGGUUUGGCAGAGCCCACUCUUGCUCAGGGGCAGCAGUGUGGCACAGUACCCCUUUCUCCCUACUACCUCACACUGCUGUAAGCGACAGCUGCCAUCACUGGAGGAUGGUCCAGCAGGGUGAAUGGGGACACUGCCCCACCAACCUCAGCCAACUCUCCUGCCUGCCUGCCUCCUUGCUUACAACUAGUCAAGGGGUGGCUAGUGAACAACUAGUCAGCAGGGUUUUAAGUGGGUCUCCUUAAACCACAGGAUCACACUGGAAAGGGCUUUCCUCCCACUUCUGCCUGCUCUUACAGAUGCUACUCAUUGAACUGCAGCUGAGGUAUAAAAUCAAUCGUGCUGAAUGCUCAGUAAUGACAACAGAUGCAUUGCUAAUUUUUCUGGUCCUUCUGCACAGAUUCAAUGUCUUCACUGGUUCUCUGUAGACUGAUGGUAUAACAAGGAAGAUAUGAAGCCUCAGCCAAAAUAACCUCUUCAGAAUGGAACACUGCUGUUAUUAUUAUUAUCUCUACUAGGUAUGGUGUCCUCCAGGUACUGUUAUAGACUGCAGCUUCCCCCAGCCCUGCGCUUGGCCAUGCUGGCUGGGGCUGUUGAAAGCUGAAACCAGCAACAUAUGGUGGUCAGUGCAUUGAAUAAGCUCUUGGGCUCCCAAUUCACUUCUACGCAAACAACCAUCUUUGCUGUGGCAUCCGUUAACAUUCAGAAUCGCCCAUGAUGUUGUAGCAUAAGACAAUCAAAGCUGUUUCACUUUGCUUUCCAUUCACACUAUUUAAAAAAACAACCCCCAAAAGUGUAGUCAGUGUGACUUUAAAAUGCAAAUGUGGUUGUUACUUUUAUUUAGUAGCAUGAACAAACUUGAUUUUGUUCGUUUGGCAUCAGGGAGUUUGGCAGUUGGGUAUGUGAGAAACAGAGUUUGGGGGUGAUCAUGAGAGAGAUAGAUACUGUGAUUGUAUUUGUGUGUUGGAGAUCAGAGCCCAUCUCUGCCAUUGAACCUGGGUUCUGGGACAAGUUAUUUUAGUUUCACCACUUUACCUCCUGUGAAAUGGGUUUCUGUUGCUUUGAAGGGAUAGUUUUGCGUGUUCCUUUCUGCCUUGUGCUCAGGUUCUGGGGCAAGUUGUCUUUUGCCAUCACAAAUUUGCUUCCUGUGAAAUGGUUUUCUGAAGAAGCAGUUAAUUGUGGCUUCAGAAAGUGGCUUUGUGUAUUGGGGAUCAGUGCCCCACCCUCACGCCCAUUGCCUUGUGCUCAGGUUCUGGAGCAAGUGUGCCUGUCUUAUCUCCAAUUUGCCUCAUGGGUUGUUUUUUUGUUGGAGCAGAAAGCUGUCACUUAAGAUGCAUGGUUUGAUAUUUGGGGCUGAAAGCCAACCUCUGCGUUGUACAAAGGCUGAGAUCACUUGUCUUCAUCUAGUCCAGACAGCUGUCUUGUCUGUAGCAUUAGCAAGUAGGGAUAGCAGGGAAAUUUGUUCAGGUAACCUACCCAGUUUGCAAUUCCCAAAUAAAAUACAGUAAGUCCACAACUUAUGCACAUUUAACAUGUGCACAUUCAACUUUACGCUCUUGGCAAAAAGUAAAAAAUAAAAGGGCGUGGAAAGGGGGUGGCAUCUGGGGGGGGGGAGUCUUUGGCAAUCCCACCCACCAUUGAACCCAGUGUGUUUUGGCUUUAGGCAUGAUCCCAGAACGUAACACCCACAUAAGUGGUGGGCUUACUGUACACAGUGAGACACACCUAUCCUUCAAUGUUUCUACUUCUCUGAUUUUUUGUAGUGCAGUUGUCCAACCCAACAUGCACCCUCCCAAAAGGCAUAUGUUAAGGAAAAGUGCGCACAAAAAUGCUUCUUUUAGUGAAAAUAAUAUCCCAAAAUUGGGGGGGAAGCUGAUUGGAAACAAAAUGUAUAUUUAAGGCAAAAUUGCAGAGUAAUGCUAGGUGAAAUGCAUAGGAAAAUGCACAUGAAUUUUCAUACAGUAUUUAAAAGAAGAUUGCAAACUAAGGUGGAAACGGGGAGAACCAAACUGAAGACUGGGGGGCGGGGGAGAGAAACAAAUAAAAACGAAAACCAAUUUAUCUGUGCCUUUGAAAAGGUUAAAAGCAACCAGCCAUGACUGAAAACUGUACUGGAACCCCUUUCCCUCCCAGUUUGUUUGUUUGUUUGUUUGUUUUGUUUUUUUGAAAGGUGCAUUUAGUUUCUUCAAAGAGAGGAUCUGUACAGCAGGACCAGGUGGAGGAGGCAGUGGUGAUCGUUUGCCUCACAAGUUGCGUUUUCUUUCUCACACACGAGGAAGUGUCUUCUAAUAACAUCUGUGAGAGGAGAAGGGUCCCAGUCCCAGCAGUGGCGAACACACUGUAUUGCUUUCCCAAGGCAUCAAUGGCUGCUAGCCACGAUGGCUAUAUACUACCUCUAAAUACUAGUUUCUGGGGAUCACAAGCAAGAGAGAGCUCAUAGCCAUCUGCUUCACUGCUGUGAGAACAGAAUGCUGGGCUAGAUGGACCUUUGACUUGAUCCGUAGGAACGCAGGAAACCGCCUUAUACGUAGUGAGUCCAUUGGCCCAUCUAGCUCCUACACCGACUGGCAGCAGCUUUCCAUGGCUUCAAGUAAGGGACAUUCCCUGCCUUACCAGGAGAUGCUGGGAAUAGGACCUGGGGCAUUCUGAGUGCACAACCUAUCUUGCAACAAUAAUCUACAGUCGUGCCUUGGUACUCAGACAUUUUGGCUCCCAAACACCGCAAACCCGGAAGUGAGUGUUCCAGUUUGCGAACCUUUUUUGGAAGCCAAACAUCCAACGCGGCUUCCGAUUGAGUGCAGGAAGCUCCUGCAGCCAAUCGGAAGCCAUGCUUUGGUUUUCGAACAGUUCCAGAAGUCAAACGGACUCCCGGAACGGAUCAUUUUGACAACCAAGGUACCACUGUAUUGCCCUUCUUCCACUGAGCUAUAGCCUUUUCCAGCAGGGCUGCUUUUACUUUCUUAUGCCAUUACUUGGCAUUUUUUCCUGCCUGCUCUCCUGUACCUUUUGACAGCAGCAUAUUAGGCAGAAGCCCAGCAGGUGAAACAGUUCCAUGCUGGGAAAAGCUCCUGUUGAAUGCCUGCCAUGCAGCUGUUAAAACAAACCUUCCUACCUACAUAAGACCUACGGCUACAAGGCAGAUCAAUGUGGCAUCUCUCAUUGUUCUUAAUUCAGAAAAUAAAACUUGCCCUUUUAGCAGUACUUGCAGACUACAAGUAAAUCAGACACUAAGUUGAACAUUUAAUUAAGGCUGCAAUCCAUAACUUUUUAUUAGAAUAUAAAACUCACUGAAAUCCACAGUGUCUGAAUUCUGAGGGAAUAUUAAUGCACAAUACAGUGGUACCUCAGGUUACAUACGCUUCAGGUUACAUACGCUUCAGGUUACAGACUCCACUAACCCAGAAAUAGUGCCUCGGGUUAAGAACUUUGCUUCAGGAUGAGAACAGAAAUCGUGCUCCGGCGGCGCAGCAGCAGCGGGAGUCCCCAUUAGCUAAAGUGGUGCUUCAGGUGAAGAAUAGUUUCAGGUUAAGAACGGACCUCCAGAACAAAUUAAGUACUUAAUCCGAGGUACCACUGUAUAAUCAUGUUUCUGUUUGGGAAGGUUUGUGAUAUGAGGUAGAACCAGGCUUUGCUUGUCUUACCCAAAAUAAUUUUUAUGUUUCUGCCACUGUUAAUUAUUGGCAGCCUUUUAAAUAAUCCUUUCCAAAUAAAAAAUAAAAAAUAAGAUAAUUAUUUCACAACUUGGUUCAGGCAUUUCCUCUUGGGAGUUAAUCAGAUGUUUUGUUUCUCUUGGAGCUUCAAAAAUAAGACAAUCCUUCUUUGGAAAGUAUAUGAAGAUUCUUGCAAAUGCCAUGUUUUUACCAUGCCUGAACACGACUUCUAUUUGCAUCCUUCUCUGUUAUCACAGUAAAGGUUGUAUUUGCUUUUCAAGCAAGGUCAUUAGUCAGCUGACCAACUCUUUAGCAGCUGGAGUGACUACAUGUUUUGCCAGUCUAACUCUGGACUUUUCAGGAGUCUUUGGAGCGCUUCCUAGAAAGAGAAGGCUUGUCUGGGUUUCUUUUCUUCCUUUUGAUUUGGCAGCUGGGAGGAUAUGAAGGUAACCUGGCCAAAUACUUCUGUUAACUGCCAGUUUGAAUUCCAAUAAUGAAAUGCCGAGAUAAAUUGCUGCAAUGCAGUUGCAAAUGAUAGGCAGUAUCAGAAAGCUGUUGCAAUAGCUCUUAAUGAGAAUGCAUUAACUUGUCAUCCCACUGGGGAGAAAUGAUCUUGGUUUCAAAAUACUGUUUUUAAAUGCUUCUAAAUGAUCAAAGGGUCCUUCCUUGUAGUGAAUGCCACAGGCAUUGAUCUUAGUGACUCUGUGCAUUGUCAGUUCGGAAGUGGCAAACCAUUGCUGCCAGCUCAGUGGAACUUAAUCCUACACGUGCAUAGGUGAGAGUCAGCAACAAUGAAUAAUACGGUGCUUACUUCUGAGUAAACAUGCACAGGAUUCCACUGUAGUUUGACAUGGUGUUGAAUGUUUUGGAUCUUUAGAUUCAGUUUACCUGUUGUUCUUCAGUUGACGCAAAUAUAAAGCAAACUACAGCUGUCUCUAUAAACCAUGUCCUUGUGAAUGAGAAGUGAAGGCUUCUAACGAUGUUGAUGUUGACAAUUUCCACAUCUAAUUGAUACACAUAUUCUACAUCUUUGUUAUAUCAUUUUCUGUAUAUAUACUUAUUUUAUAGAACAUAUUUUCAAAUGGAUACGUCCACUAAAAUUAAAGAUGUCACUUGUGCUUACACAAUGAUUGUCUAGAGUUUAAACUGAAGGUUUCCUGGUACUGUUCUACUGACACACUGUUCAGAUAAUCCUGCACAGAAAGUUAUUUCUACUGAUGUAUAUGAUUUAUGGAACCUAGCAGUACUGCUGAAAACAUGGCUACUAAGAAGAGACAACACCACAGAAGCUUUUCUAAAUCUUUUGAAUAAUCGUUGACAAGCAUGGGGGCUUGUUUUAUGGCAAAAGCCAGGUAGCCAUAGUGUGUUGUAUUGGCAUGGGUAUGUGUGCUUUGUUGGCAGAAAAACAAUAAUGUAAGCAGUAAUUGUCAUGUCUAAGGACUGAUUCAUAUGUUGUUGUUGUUGUUUGCUUGCUUAUUUCCCCCAAACCUGGCAGCCUUCUCCAACCUUCAGAUCUUCUGGACUACAGUUCCCAUCAGCGCCAGCCAGCACAACUGAUGGGAAUUGUAAUCCAAAACAUUGGGCAGGCAUCAAGUUAGCAAAGGCUGAAUUAUGAUUUACUGUGAUGUGUGAACUGUUUUUUUGUAUCCAGACCUAUCUAUUAACACGUACAAAAAAGGGGCUAGUUAUUCUCCAAAACUACCUACAUCAGCUUUCAUAUUAGCUAAUACAUAUCCAUGGAUGUUCAUCUAUAAAUGGGAAUUGGAAAUAUCUGUCAGUUUGCUGCCCUUUAGAGGUGUCUAUAAUCAGCUACUUGAGGCAGAACCGUAGGGAAGGACCCUGGCAAUAUCUUGUCAUGUCUAUAAUUAGUUUCUCUUCCAGCCCCCCCCCUUGCUUUUUAAACUAGGAAAGCUGUAGUACACAGCACAUUAAUUAUAGGCCAUGUCCCAGAGUAAUCAAUGCUUCCAACAGUAAUAAGAUGAGUGAUUACUUAUCACCUCAACUUCUACUCAACAUGCAUCUCCUCAGCGUUUCUUCCUCUCCUCCAUCUUCCCCUCCCUUUACCUCCCCAAUUUCUUUCUGAAUUUCCUUUGGUCUUGUGUGUUGUUGCUUAGCAGUGAAAAAUGAUCUGAUAGCGAUACGCCUGUGUCUUCAGAGCAGGAACUCUUACAGUUAGAAGAGAAAACAUUGAUUUAAAAGAUGCCUGGAAGUGCUUACUGGAUAAGGACUCAAAGGAUAAUAAUUUCACUCCAUGCAGACGGAAACUGUCUUAAUAGCUCUGUGUUUAAAAAUAGAUUAUUCUGGUGAAGUGAGCAGUUUGUACAUAAAGAAAUAAUCGAAAGGAAGUGUGAUGCUUAGGUCUUGAAAUAACUAUAAUUGUAUUGUUUAAUAGUUUCCACCCCCCCCUUUUUUUUAAGGUGGACUACAUGUCUUCAGAUGAUGUUUCACUAAUGGCUUGA
Molecule: messenger RNA, 28577 nt
Organism: Podarcis lilfordi (Lilford's wall lizard)
Lineage: Eukaryota; Metazoa; Chordata; Lepidosauria; Squamata; Lacertidae
Source: the annotation of a GenBank genome assembly